Thermochaetoides thermophila DSM 1495 is the source of this 2097-nucleotide messenger RNA. RefSeq lists its product as uncharacterized. The transcript has 2 exons. Gene Ontology annotation, biological process: malate-aspartate shuttle; aspartate transmembrane transport; L-glutamate transmembrane transport. Bases 1 to 2097 code for a protein of 698 amino acids. Gene Ontology annotation, molecular function: calcium ion binding; L-aspartate transmembrane transporter activity; L-glutamate transmembrane transporter activity. Lineage: Eukaryota; Fungi; Ascomycota; Sordariomycetes; Sordariales; Chaetomiaceae. The record is from RefSeq and is a predicted model, not a curated record.
AUGUCCCAGGUCGUGUCUGUGUCCGUUAAGGAGGCCGUCAAGGAGACUCUCGUGGGCUCUGAAGAGCCUGUGCAGCUCUCGGCGCAAGCAAAGGCCCGGUUCAACCGCCAUGCCGUCAAGGAUCCCGAGACGGGCGAACUGUAUCUCGGCAUCGAGCAGUUCAUCGACGCCAUCGCCCCGCCAAACGAGGACUACCACAAGAUUAAGAGGGAACAGUACUCGAUCCUGUUUCGCGUCGCCGACAGGACAAACAAGGGCCGCGUGACGCUGGCCGAUUACGCCUACUUCGAGAAUAUCCUCAACAAGCCUGACGCCGAGUACGAGAUCGCCUUCCGCCUGUUCGACGUCGAGCGCCUCGGGACUGUCAAGUAUGAUGACUUCCGCCGCCUGUACGAGCUCAACAAAGGCCCUGACAGCAUUCCCUUUGACUGGGACUGCGAGUGGGCGAAGCUCUAUAUUGGCAGCAAAGCCAAGCGCCACAGCAUGGACUAUCAGCAAUUUUCGCAGAUGCUGCGCGGUCUGCAAGGUGAGCGCGUCCGCCAGGCCUUCCAACACUUUGAUACAGACGGCGACGGCUACAUCGAGCCUGAGGAGUUUGCGCGUAUCAUCCGUGAGACGGCCCGCCAUAAGCUGUCCGAUCACCUGCUUGAGAAUCUGCACACCUUAUGCAACAUUGCCCAGGGCAGCAAGGUGUCGUAUGCUAAUGUACGCGCCUUCCUCAACCUCAUCAACGAGAUGGACCUCGUCGAGAUGAUUGUGCGCUCUGCCUGCUCCAAGAGCUCCGACGGCAAGAUCACCCGCGCCGAGUUUCUCAACCAGGCCGCUAAGACCACUCGCUUUUCCCUUUUCACACCCAUGGAGGCCGACGUCCUCUUCCACUUUGCCAGCUUGGACAACCCCUCUGGCCGUCUGAGCCUGCGCGACUUCGCCAAAGUGCUGGAUGCCAGCUGGCGCCGCCGCAGCGAUGAGGAGGCGCAUGCUGUUGCGGCCGAGCCCAAGCGGGGUGGUGCGCUCCAGCAGACUCUCGAGUCUGCGUACAGCUUCGCGCUCGGCUCGAUCGCUGGUGCGUUCGGUGCCUUCAUGGUGUACCCCAUCGAUCUGGUCAAGACGCGUAUGCAAAACCAGCGUAGCGUCAACCCCGGCCAGCGCCUGUACAACAACUCGAUCGACUGCUUCCGCAAGGUCAUCCGUAAUGAGGGUUUCCUUGGUCUGUACUCGGGUGUGCUGCCGCAGCUGGUUGGUGUCGCGCCCGAGAAGGCCAUCAAGCUGACCGUCAACGACCUCGUACGCGGUUGGUUCACCGACAAGCAGGGCAAGAUUUGGUGGGGCUGGGAGAUUUUGGCUGGUGGUGCUGCCGGUGGUUGCCAGGUUGUCUUCACCAACCCUCUUGAGAUCGUCAAGAUCCGUCUGCAGGUGCAGGGCGAGGUCGCCAAGAGCGUCGAGGGCGCCCCGAAGCGGUCGGCCAUGUGGAUCGUGCGCAACCUUGGUCUCGUCGGCCUGUAUAAGGGUGCUUCUGCCUGCCUGCUCCGUGAUGUGCCCUUCUCGGCCAUCUACUUCCCGACCUACAACCACCUGAAGAAGGACUUCUUCGGCGAAUCCCCCACCAAGCAGCUCGGCGUGCUCCAGCUCCUCGCCGCCGGUGCCAUCGCCGGCAUGCCCGCCGCCUACUUCACCACGCCUUGCGACGUCAUUAAGACACGUCUGCAGGUUGAGGCCCGCAAGGGUGAGACCAGCUACACCGGCCUGCGCCACGCUGCUAAGACCAUCUGGAAGGAGGAAGGCUUCCGCGCCUUCUUUAAGGGCGGUCCGGCCCGUAUCUUCCGUUCGUCGCCCCAGUUCGGCUUUACUCUCGCCGCCUAUGAACUGCUGCAGAACCUGCUGCCCAACCCGUUCAAGCCGGCCGAGGCGAAGGCCGUCAGCGGUGAUAUCCUCGCACCCAAGGCGGCUGCGGCAGAUAGCCCAUUCUACCGCUCGCGCAAUGCCCUUAAGGUCCUGCUCGACGUCAAUCAGCACUUCGGUUUGGCCAGCUUAGGGCCCAAUUCGCAGGGCUGGAAGGCUCUGCCUGGUUGGAUGGGUGGUGUGACGAAGACUGCUUAA